GUCUUUGUCAUAAUUCACAGUGAGUCUGCUCUACUGUCGGGUUAGGUUCAAUCAUCAGUCAGCUUCAAGGGCAAUCACUUCUAAUUAAGAAACCUUUUGAAUACUUCCAGGGAACACGGUCCAGACCUCUAUGGUACUGUAAGAACAGUCAGGCACACAACUCUUAAGGUCGUCUGACCUUCAAAAUUGCAUUUCAUGCUGUGUGUCCCCACGGAGCCAUCCAAGUCUUACCUUUUUGAGGGGCAUGGCUUAGUGGAUGUGGUGGGGAUGCCCUGAGGGUUGGACUAGAUGAGAGUAGUCUUUUCCAACCUCACCAACUUAAUACUAGAGAGCUAAUCACCUUUGCUUUUGAUAAUUUUACAUGUAUUUAUAUCCAGAGAAUAAGAAAGCCUACAACAGCUGUCCAAAAGAGUACUUACUUCUUGUGAUUUAAUAAGACAUUGGACACUGAGGACCUGACACUGAAAGUACCGUUUGGAAUGCGAUUAAAUGUUCCUGUCUUUGUGGAGGCAAGUGGCAUUCAGCUAAAAACCUUGAACUAGGUGGCAACAACAGGGUGUUUUGAAUUAGAGGGAGCUAUUUGGGGCUGAAAGAAGGUUUAAAAAGUAAACAAAGCCUACGCCUUCCAGUUGAGGUUAGGUUUUUCUGAUUCGUGGUAGAUUCAAUCUCACUCCAGCAGACUCUUUUUAUGUAGACAAACUUCACUUCUUUGAAGAAACAAAGAACUCCACCACUGGUUUCUCCUCCUAUCUGUAAGAACGUGCAGUAUCACUGAUAACCUCCCUCAUCCCAAAGAGAUGAUAUCACUGCUGUUCUUUGAUAUGCAGAUACAGGGAGUGGGAUUGCUAUAGUUAUCCCUGCUGGCUAGCACCGAGUCUACAGAAAACACAAACAGGUUGUCCACGUUUCCCCCUGCUGAAGGGGAAUGGCCAAUGGGCCACUACCAACCACCAGAGCCUCACUGGGCAUUGGGAUCCCGCCCUGGAGCACUGCAUGCCACACGAGGCCGGCUCAUUCAGAGGUAUGCACGUCAAAUAUCCCAGACUUUUUUUUAAUAUAAGCCAUAAUUGAUAGCUGGCUUCUACAGGGCUAACGUUGCCAGCGUCGGAGCUUAAUGACUGCCACGCAGAUGAGUUUCCUCUGAGUCACCUCAGCCCCAGCAGCCACUUCUGCACACAACAGCCUGCGCUCCUCACGUUUCUGCAUACAACUGGGAAACGGGACUUCUCCCAAAAGCACAGGAAAGGCCCGCGGUGAACACGGAGCCCAGCACAGCACGCCGUGGUGGCUCGGGGCGGGGCUGCGGCCUCCUGUCCUGACAGACACCACGCCCUGCCCGGGGCCUGCAGGCCUUCCUAAACGCCCACCUCCAUCUCAAGAGAAAACCAACAACCUCUAACGGAGAUAAGCCUUUUUUUAUAAAAGAAACAAACAUCUGCCUCCCCGCAGCGACCGCUCCCACGGGAACGCCAAGCGCCAGAGACGGCAACGGACUCGAACCCGCGACGGAACCGCCCGUCCCACGGCCCGAACCGCGCAUGCGCACAGCUCCGCCAGCUGCCGCCCGGCCGCAACGCGACUGCGCAGCUGCCGCAGGCCGCCGGGCCGGAGGGGGAUCGGGAGCGGAGCGGCGCCCCCUCCCCCGGCCGCGCUAUGGGUGACGCGUUCCGGAGGGCGGAGUCGGGCACUCAGCUGCUUGCACGCCUUGAGGGCAGAAGUUCACUGAAAAACCUUGAACCUAAUCUGUUUGCUGAGGAAGGAUCUCCUGUUCAUGGAGAUGUCAUUGAAUUCCAUGGUCCAGAAGGAACAGGAAAAACUGAAAUGCUUUAUCACCUGAUAGCCCGCUGCAUCAUUCCAAAAUCAGGAGGGGGACUGGAAGUAGAAGUCAUGUUCAUUGAUACAGACUACCAUUUUGAUAUGCUUCGUCUCGUUACCAUUCUUGAGCACAGAUUGGAGCAAAGCACAGAAGAGAUGAUGAAGCACUGCCUGGGAAGGCUUUUUCUUGUGAACUGUAACAGUAGCACUCAGUUACUUCUCACUCUUUAUUCUCUAGAAAACAUGUUUUGCACCCACCCCUCUCUCUGCCUUUUGAUUUUAGAUAGCAUAUCAGCUUUUUAUUGGAUCGACAGAAGUAACGGAGGGGAGAGUCUUAACUUGCAGGAGAUGAACCUGAAGAAAUGUGCAAACUUCCUUGAAAAGCUUGUGAGGGAGCAUCACUUAGUCCUGUUUGCCACAACACAGUCCAUUAUGCAGAAAUCUACAAACUCUGCAGAAAGCUUCUUUCCUUUGAAACUUCAGCAUGAAAUUGAUGCAGACUAUCGACCUUACCUUUGUAAAUCAUGGCAACAAAUGGUAACCCACAGGAUAUUUUUUUCCAAGCAAUUUAAUUCUGGCAACAGCAAAGAUUUUAUGCUCGUUUCUUGCCACCUCAAAAAAAACCAUGUAGCAAAACGUUCAUUUAGUAUUACAGAAUGUGGAGUUCAAUUUUAAUUUCAGUUGAUCGUUUAAACUUCUGGCAAAUCUUGAUGCUUAGGCCUGAUUUGCUCUAGGUAGGUUUUAGUACCUUCUAAAUGACCAGUUUGUUGCUGGGUAAUUAAGAACUUUUGUCACUAAUUUCUUCAACAAAGAGAAGGGCAGAACGCCUUAACAUUUUUUUUUUACUGUUGUGGAUGUUCAGUCUCAGCUAGUGAGGAAUGUUGCUAUUAUUUGUUUGUGCUUAAUGCAAAAAAGAAAUUAAAUCAAGAAAAUGAUAAC
Molecule: messenger RNA, 2754 nt
Organism: Phasianus colchicus (ring-necked pheasant)
Lineage: Eukaryota; Metazoa; Chordata; Aves; Galliformes; Phasianidae
Gene: XRCC2
Product: X-ray repair cross complementing 2
Biological process (GO): DNA strand invasion; double-strand break repair via homologous recombination
Cellular component (GO): centrosome; replication fork; Rad51B-Rad51C-Rad51D-XRCC2 complex
Molecular function (GO): four-way junction DNA binding; ATP-dependent DNA damage sensor activity; ATP binding
Source: RefSeq, a predicted model, not a curated record